Messenger RNA from Osmia lignaria (orchard mason bee), 2184 nucleotides. RefSeq names its product Chitin binding Peritrophin-A domain-containing protein Gasp (gene Gasp). Gene Ontology annotation, cellular component: extracellular region. NCBI's taxonomy places the organism in Eukaryota, Metazoa, Arthropoda, Insecta, Hymenoptera, Megachilidae. The record is from RefSeq and is a predicted model, not a curated record. Gene Ontology annotation, molecular function: chitin binding.
GACAGGGCGCAAACACAGAAUUCUCUCUGCGCAGUGGAGCCUGUGCUCGCAAUAGUGACAGUAAUUUUUUUUUUAUACAAAUAUAUAUAUAUACACACAUAUAUAUAUAUUAACCGUACCUCGAGACAGGAAACCACGCGGGAAGACAGACAAUCGUUACCAUGAGGACGUACUACUACGUGAUUGCCGCCAUUCUGAUCGCCGCCGCGAACGGCCAAGAAUCCUUCAAAUGUCCAGACGACUUUGGCUUCUACCCUCACCACAUAUCCUGCGACAAAUACUGGAAAUGCGAUAACAAUGCGGCGGAGCUGAAGACAUGCGGCAAUGGUCUCGCCUUCGAUGCCUCUGAUAGCAAGUUCCUCACCGAAAACUGCGAUUACCUUCACAACGUUGACUGCGGCGAGAGGACGCAACUGGAACCAGCGAUCAGCACUCCCCACUGUCCUCGUCUCUAUGGUAUAUUCCCCGACGAGAAGAAAUGCGACGUCUUCUGGAACUGCUGGAACGGAGAGGCGUCCAGGUACCAGUGUAGCCCUGGACUCGCUUACGAUCGCGAAGCCAGAGUUUGCAUGUGGGCUGAUCAAGUGCCUGAAUGCAAAAACGAAGAGGUCGCAGGAGGUUUCGCGUGCCCGGCUGCAGGCGAAGUGAGCGGAGCAUCCGGCAGCUUCAGCAGACACGCCCAUCCUGAAGACUGCAGAAAAUAUUACAUAUGCCUCGAGGGUAUCGCCAGAGAAUACGGUUGCCCGAUCGGUACCGUCUUCAAGAUCGGUGACGCCGACGGAAGCGGCGCCUGCGAGGAUCCGGAAGACGUUCCUGGAUGUGAGGAUUACUACGGUGACUUGGACCUGAAGAGCAUUAGGAAGAGCGAGCUUCUAACCGGAAUUCAACAUUCUGGCGACAACAGGAAGACUCAGGGUAAACCGAGGCCCCCGUCGGCACCUGCGAGGCCCAACGCACCCCUUCAAGAAUAAUCUCUAAAUCUUUAUCCCCAUCGCCUUAUCACACUUACCUACCCCUAUCUACCUCCAUCCUACCCAUCCCUCUUUACCCGAUACUCUUUCUUCUAUCACACACCUACACACGCGCGCGCACACAACACACAACUCAUACAAUCUCGAGAGAACAUGAUGUUCGAUACCUCGGAAUACACUGGCCGAUAAAAAUAAAGAAACAGAAUGAUUAGUUUAAAAUUAUUUCAAAAAUUCAAUACAGAAUGUUAUACAGCUUAGGACCACGUGUAGAGUUUCUCCGACCCUAGGCAUACGAAUGAAAAUUAUGCAAAUAUUUUUUAAUUACAUUUCAAAGUCCAAGGUAAUUAUAAGCACCUAUGUGCGGGCCCCGGGCACGCGAUUUAUUUUGCCUAGCGGUAGACACGGUCCUGUAUAAAAUCAUUUAUUUUUCGUAGUUUAAGUAAGAUUAAUUUAUUCCCCUUGUUUGAAGUGAAAUUGAUUUGUUUCUUGAUUUUUGUAGGCUAGUGUACAUACGUAACGCCGUGGGUCAAGAGCGAUGCUCGAUUCCAUUCUGUGAUUUGCCUUGAAUUUAGAGUGAUUUUAAGAUUCUAUGCUCGGAAUUGACACGUGAAGGGUAGAUCUACCGCCUCUGCGUUAAAGUUCUAUUCCUAUCGUUGAUGAUGGCAACGGGGAUGAUAAAUAAUGGACAUUUUAUUCGAUUUGAAUUCUCCACGCGUUUUAAUCGAUGCUGAUUGAGAUUGUGGGUGAAAUUAUUCAGAGACUGAUUGCACAUCGCCAUUGCGUGGAUAGAUGAAUAAAAUUGUUCCAUAUUUUUUUAUUUAUUUAUUCUACCUCGUUGCCGUCCGAUAAAGUUUAAGGAAUAUUGGAAAUCGUGUCGUCUCAUUGAUAAUAAUUUGUUUCAUUCUCUGUUGAGUCGCGUAGACUUUUAUUAUUAUUCUUUUUAUCGUGAGACGUUCGAUUGGAUGAAUAAAAAUGGAAGAGAAGUUCUAAAUGGGGAUACGUUUAUUGAAUUUGUUAUAGAAAGAUUCCGAGCAGAUAUUCUUUGAAUAUAUAUAUUAAUAAUGAGAAAUUCUUAGGAAAGGGUUUGAAUUCGAGCUCGUCGUUAAACACUCUUGACCACGGUUGAGCAUGCUUGCGUAAACUAGACUCGUCCGUAUAUUUUUAAGUGAUGUGAAAGAUUCGUACAAUAAAAGGAUGAAAAAUUCGUGAAAUA